This is a messenger RNA of Uncinocarpus reesii 1704, 1755 nucleotides long. RefSeq lists its product as uncharacterized. The record is from RefSeq and is a predicted model, not a curated record. NCBI's taxonomy places the organism in Eukaryota, Fungi, Ascomycota, Eurotiomycetes, Onygenales, Onygenaceae. Gene Ontology annotation, biological process: fatty acid metabolic process. The transcript has 4 exons. Gene Ontology annotation, molecular function: medium-chain fatty acid-CoA ligase activity. Bases 1 to 1755 code for a protein of 584 amino acids.
AUGAUGAACAACCUCCGACACAUUGCUUCUCUUCUGGCGGGUUGCCGGAAAUGCCAAUUGAUCCCAACUCGUGGUUUUCCAGCCUUGACCCGUGUUUCGCGCCUUCGUACUCGACGAGAAAUCUCGACCGUGCCCGAUCUCCCUCUAUUCCGAGCUCUGACAUUGCACGAUCCAAAAUCAACGUCAAUCGUCCACAGUGCUUCGGGCCGGGCAUUUAACUACGGUCGUCUCCUUGGUGAUACCCUGCGAGCACAGGACAAGCUAUUACGACUGGCAGGGCAUAACCUAAAGGCAGGAGAUGUCUCUGGUCAACCGGUAGCAUUUCUAGCGGAGAACAGCUAUGACUACGCUAGGAUACUUCUAGCCACCGAGAAAUAUGCGUCCAAGGCGCAACAGGUUGUUGAAGGUGAUUUGGAGAAUCCUCCGGUGUUAGGAGUGAUUGAGAGAAUUGAACAUGGGGGUGACUCGGGACUGGAGCCGCAGUUCGGACAUCAGCGCCAGCGAGGGGGAAUGAUGCUUUAUACUUCAGGUACAACAAAUAGACCGAAAGGAGUUUUACUACCUCAUUCCGCUCUUAUGGCGCAGAUACAAUCCUUGGUGGACGCGUGGGAGUAUUCUCCAAGGGACCGAUUGCUUCAUCUCCUUCCGCUGCAUCACAUCCACGGAACAGUGAACGCGAUUUUAGCGCCGCUUCUUGCCGGGUCCUCGAUUGAAUUUAUGUUUCCUUUCAACCCUACUGCCGUCUGGAACAGGUUUGCGUCACCUUUCCUCUCAUCUCAACCAAACACUCAGGUCAACGAUAAAACGCCAAUAACAUUUUUCACCGCUGUUCCAACCAUUUAUACCCGUCUUCUUUCCACCCACGCCAGCCUUCCGUCAGAGACUCAGCAGGCCGCAAAGGUCGCCAUAUCACCCCAGCAUCUCCGUUUAAACAUCUCCGGCUCCGCGGCCCUUCCCACGCCCAUAAAGUCAGCUUGGACAGAACUUAGUGAUGGCAAUGUCCUUCUCGAGCGGUACGGGAUGACCGAAGUCGGCAUGGCUCUAAGCUGCGGUUUAAACCCGCAAGACCGCGUCGAUGGAAGUGUAGGGUGGCCGCUACCAUCCGUGGACGCUAGACUGGUUGAUCCAGACACCAACAGGGUGAUCCAACCAGGAGAGGAAGUCGAUCAACAUGGUCGUGAAAGAGUGGGUGAAAUCCAGCUUCGCGGCCCGACGAUAUUCAAGGAAUACUGGCGGAACGAAAAAGCCACAAAUGAGGAGUUUGUCUCCGAUCCAGACGGGAAGGGGAAAUGGUUUAAAACCGGAGACAUGGCUAUUAGAAGACAUGUCCAAGGAACCGGCGAGAGCGCGCAAGUUUGGGCUCGCGGGCCGAUGUACUUUAUACAGGGACGGAAAAGCGUGGAUAUCAUCAAGACCGGCGGAGAAAAGGUUAGCGCCUUGGAAGUUGAAAGAGAGUUACUUUCUCUGCCUCAGAUCGCGGAAGCCGCAGUCGUCGGCCUCCCAUCCCAACAAUGGGGUCAGAAAGUCGCAGCCGUCCUCGCCCUUAAACCCGCCUUGUCAUCUGACGAAGAAAGCGGCGGUAAGAAGAUAAAGAAGUUUAGCGCUCUGGAUAUGCGACGUGCGUUAAAGGAUAAAUUGGCGACCUACAAGAUCCCACAGGAGAUGCGAGUCUUGGAGGGCGGUUUACCGCGAAAUGCGAUGGGCAAAGUUAAUAAGAAAAUGCUUGUGAAGCAAGUGUUUGGAGACAUGCUAUGA